GGUCGGGCCAAGCGCUUUGCCUCGGUCCCGCGGUACGUGGAGACCUUGGUGGUGGCCGACGAGUCGAUGGUGAAGUUCCACGGGGAUGACCUGCAGCACUACCUGCUGACCCUGAUGGCCACGGCCGCGCGGCUCUACAAGCAUCCCAGCAUCCGCAACCCCAUCCAGAUCUCCGUGGUCAAGUUCCUCCUGAUCGGGCAGGAUGACAAGGGGCCCAAGGUCACCAGCAACGCUGCCCUCACCCUCCGCAACUUCUGUGCCUGGCAGAAGAAGUGGAACAAGGUCAGCGACAAGCACCCCGAGUACUGGGACACUGCCAUCCUCUUCACCAGGCAGGACCUGUGUGGUGCCACCACCUGUGACACGCUGGGGAUGGCAGAUGUGGGCACCAUGUGUGACCCCAAGCGCAGCUGCUCCGUCAUCGAGGACGAUGGACUGCCCUCGGCUUUCACCACCGCCCACGAGCUGGGCCACGUCUUCAACAUGCCCCAUGACAACGUGAAGGCCUGUGAGGAGGUCUUUGGCCAGCUGAAGACCAACCACAUGAUGUCCCCCACCCUCAUCCAGAUCGACCGUGCCAACCCCUGGUCAGCCUGCAGUGCUGCCAUCAUCACUGACUUCCUGGACAGUGGCCACGGUGACUGCUUGCUGGACCAGCCUGCCAAACCCAUCCCGCUGCCCGAAGACCUGCCGGGGACGAGCUACAGCCUGAACCAGCAGUGUGAACUGGCCUUUGGGGUGGGCUCCAAGCCCUGCCCCUACAUGCAGUACUGUGCCAAGCUGUGGUGCACGGGGAAGGCUCGUGGGCAGGUCGUGUGCCAGACACGCCACUUCCCCUGGGCCGACGGCACCGGCUGCGGCGACGGACGCUUCUGCCUGAAGGGCUCCUGCGUGGAGAGGCACAACAUCAGCAAGUACAGGGUGGAUGGUGGCUGGGCCAAGUGGGCUCCCUACGGGCAGUGCUCGCGGACGUGCGGCGGUGGCGUGCAGCUGGCCAAGAGAGACCCUGUGCCGGCCAACGGCGGCUCCUACUGCGAGGGCAUCCGCGUCAAGUACCGCUCCUGCAACCUGGAGCCCUGCCCCGCCUCAGUGCCAGGGAAGAGCUUCCGCGAGGAGCAGUGUGAGGCUUUCAACGGAUACAGUCACAGCACCAACCGCCUCACUGCCUCGGUGUCCUGGGUCCCCAAAUACUCUGGUGUCUCACCCAGGGACAAGUGCAAGCUCAUCUGCCGGGCUAAUGGCACAGGAUACUUCUACGUGCUGGCACCCAAGGUUGUGGACGGCACUCCUUGUUCCCCGGACUCCACCUCGGUCUGUGUCCAGGGAAAAUGCAUCAAGGCAGGCUGUGAUGGCAAGUUGGGCUCCAAGAAGAAGUUUGACAAAUGUAGUGUGUGUGGAGGAGACAACAAGAGCUGCAAGAAGGUCUCAGGCUUGUUCACCAAACCCAUGCACGGCUACAACUUCGUGGUGGUGAUCCCUGCGGGUGCCUCCAACAUCGACAUCCGUCAGCGCGGCUACAAAGGGCUCAUCAGUGAUGACAACUACCUGGCGCUGAAGAACGCGCAGGGCAAGUAUCUCCUGAACGGGCACUUCAUCGUCUCGGCCGUGGAGAGGGACCUGAUGGUGAAGGGCAGUGUCCUGCGCUACAGCGGCACCGGCACCGCCGUGGAGAGCCUCCAGGCCUUCAAACCCAUCCAGGAACCCCUGACUUUGGAGGUGCUCUCUGUGGGCAAGAUGACUCCUCCUCGGGUACGCUACUCCUUCUACCUUCCCAAGGAGAGCAAGGAGGACAAGUCCUCCUACAAGAAGGAGGGCAAACCCCCACCAGACCUCAACAACAGCGUGCUCAGCUUGUCCAACCGCUUGGACAGCGGGAGGCCGAGCUACAAACGUCCUUCCUACAAGUGGGCAGCAGGAGGCUGGGAGGCCUGUUCUGUCACCUGUGGGGAUGGCUUGCAGAAGAGGUCGGUAGCUUGUCAUGACUCCUACG
Molecule: messenger RNA, 1990 nt
Organism: Acanthisitta chloris (rifleman)
Lineage: Eukaryota; Metazoa; Chordata; Aves; Passeriformes; Acanthisittidae
Product: A disintegrin and metalloproteinase with thrombospondin motifs 15-like
Exons: 8
Biological process (GO): extracellular matrix organization; proteolysis
Molecular function (GO): zinc ion binding; metalloendopeptidase activity
Source: RefSeq, a predicted model, not a curated record